AAGGGUGUGUAGUGAUCUCGUGACCAAACCGGAAGUUCUUCUUCCAAUGCAAGCGGACGAUUUAAACUAGCAACAGCACAAAAGCAGCUCUUUUAAAAUCUCCAACGCAGGUUUUAUCCACACAGCAAUGGACGGAUCAGUCCGAGCAUCGUUAGACGCCUCAGUUGGACCACCGCCGUAUAACGGAGGAAAUGAAGGCUCCCUGGUUUCAGCCCUUAAGACACUGCUGUUCUUCACUAUCCUGAUGGUCACACUGCCAAUUGGCCUUUAUUUCACAACAAAGGCAUACGUGUUCGAAGGUUCAAUGAAGAUGUCAAGUUCGGACAGUUAUUUCUAUGCCGCCAUCGUGGCCGUGCUGGCCGUGCAUGUGGUUUUAGCUUUGUUUGUGUAUGUGGCGUGGAACGAAGGCGCGCCUAAAGGCAAGGGCAAACAUGAUUAAGGCAUGCCCUUAUCUGCUUGUGAGGCCUGCAGAGAUGAUGGUAAGAUGUGGGCACGGAUCCACAUCCCCACCACCCCCACACCCCACCCUGCCGUAGGCAUCAACACUCAACGCAGCUCCAUCUACAAACCAGACAGCUGGGGGUUCUGGUUUGUGCUCAGGCUUUAACCUCGGGUCAGAGCAGGAAGUGGCUGUAUUUUCUUUGGCGUGGGGGAGUAAUGGCUGGUGGGAGCUUUUUCCUGCCAGCGCCGACAGGCACACAUUUCUGUUCUUCUUACUGUCAUUUUCUAAAUUUGUAGCUUUUUCUUUCUUUCUGGUACUAAACCGCAGAUUGUCCUUCAGAUUAAAAGUUUGUCAAGCGGACUCAACUUUUGAAUGAUUUCAUCAAAUUCAUCCUGGUCUCCAAUGUUCCCAGUCCCUUAUUUUUUUUUUUUUUUUUUUUCUGUUUAAUGGUAUUUUGGAUAAAAACUAUCACGCUGUCAUUUCAUCUCUGAUGUGUUCCGUCAUGUUGUGAUGCUGAUUUAAUCUUUUGUUUUAACUGAAUGUUUUGUGGAGAUGAUGUUUAGUGAUGAUGUAAAGCAAAUGUCAAAUAAAUGAAAAGGAUCUUCAGUUUUUUUUAAACGUAAUUUGUCGUGGAAGCACAUGUUUAAAAGGUAGUAAAAAUAAAUCUGUUAAACUAUGAA
Messenger RNA from Oryzias latipes (Japanese medaka), 1122 nucleotides. RefSeq names its product vacuolar ATPase assembly factor VMA21 (gene vma21). Lineage: Eukaryota; Metazoa; Chordata; Actinopteri; Beloniformes; Adrianichthyidae. The record is from RefSeq and is a predicted model, not a curated record. Gene Ontology annotation, biological process: vacuolar proton-transporting V-type ATPase complex assembly. Gene Ontology annotation, cellular component: endoplasmic reticulum membrane.